This is a messenger RNA of Gekko japonicus, 1502 nucleotides long. RefSeq names its product zinc finger protein 638-like. Bases 381 to 1502 code for a protein of 373 amino acids. The record is from RefSeq and is a predicted model, not a curated record. Lineage: Eukaryota; Metazoa; Chordata; Lepidosauria; Squamata; Gekkonidae. The transcript is spliced from 2 exons.
UUGUGGAUUCUCUGAACAGUGGCACUGCCAGAGCAUGUCUGCUGGGACCUCCCCCUUUCCAGUUUUUAUUCCUACUAAGACGGAAUUGAGUCUUCAUAUGCUUCACAGGAUUCUGUAGUUGGCUUAUGCCUUGUUUAAUAAGACGUUCGUGAACACUUCCGUGUUUGACUCUAGAGGAAAAAUGACUUCAGGACCAAGGAAACCCGAUCUCAUGUGAGCCGUUUCCACCAGUACCAACUGGUCUGAAAGGAUAAUCCUCUCCUGGUCCUCCUAAUGGAUUACUCCAGUGAUUAAUGGGAAGGGAAAUCAGGGCAGGAUUUUCAAGUGUAAAUGCUUAGGUAACUCAACACAGAAGGGAACCAAGACAGGAAAGGAUAAAUAUGGAUCAAGAGCAGAAUGAAGAGGACCAUGUUUCCCGCUGGGAUAAUCCAUCUCCAGUUGAAAGAAACAGUCAGAAACAGUCACCUUCAGAAAAGGCUGUGGAUCAUAAUACAAGCACUGAGAGCCAUUCCGCGAAGCUCUCUCACCUGAAGCAACUCUUAACAAGAUUUGGCUUAUCCGUGGAUGACUUGAAGAAACUUAGUCAGUAUCCAGAUGAUCAACUGACACCUGAAAACAUGCCUGUAUUGUUGCAGGCUAUCCGAACGAGCAAACUGGCUUCUAAGGCACCUACUUUCCCUUCAAAGAGCACAGAGAAAGAAACCGUUUCUCGUGCUGAUGGCAGUGGUCCCACGGUACAGAAAAAAGUGAUUGACUAUGGGCAUAAAAGCAAGUAUGGAUACAACGAAGGCCCCGUGGAAGUGAAGGCCUCAUCCACAGCGACGGAUGAGAGCGUGAAAGGAUUUCAAACCCAGGAGCCUGCGUCUGUGCCUGCUGCGGCCUCCAGUUUAAUUAGCAAUCCAAAGAACCUCACUACAGAACUAAUACAACCGGCGGGGUCUCCGGCAAGUACACCAAACUGUCAGGCUUCCCCCCUUGUGAAUCCUGCCCAAAAAGUGCCUUUAGCAGAACUUGGGAUCCCUGCAACAGUCCCACCUGUGAGGCCCCCACCGGUGGCACCCGUGCCUCAGGCUGUGAGGCAUCCUGCCACCCCGCCUCUCCUUAGUCCAGCUGUGAACCAGCCCUCUUUUGUUCCUGAACUAAUGGAACUUCUACGUAGGCAUGAAAGAUCUGAGCACACACGCAGGGCUGAUCCACCUAAUCGUCUGUGUCAGACCAUGGCUGGCCAGAGGAGUUUGUGGAAGGAGGCUGAAGAGCCCUUUAAGUCCCCCUUUGGCGUGGUGAAAGCCUCGUGGCUUCCAGAUUUUUCACCAACAGAGAAGCAGAAGGGGAAGAAACUGCCCACAUCGCCGCAGAUGUGCGAUUACUACGCUGUGACUCCGAGAAUAUUUCCACACACUUGUUCUCUGUGUAAUGAAGAUUGUAUAGAUAAGAAGGACUGGCUUCAGCACCAGAAUACCUUUCUGCACAAUGAGAACUGUCGUCGGCUCCUCCAGCAGUAA